Messenger RNA from Daphnia pulex (common water flea), 1322 nucleotides. Its product is annotated as corepressor interacting with RBPJ 1-like. Bases 182 to 1240 code for a protein of 352 amino acids. The record is from RefSeq and is a predicted model, not a curated record. The transcript is spliced from 7 exons. NCBI's taxonomy places the organism in Eukaryota, Metazoa, Arthropoda, Branchiopoda, Diplostraca, Daphniidae. Gene Ontology annotation, biological process: negative regulation of DNA-templated transcription. Gene Ontology annotation, cellular component: nucleus. Gene Ontology annotation, molecular function: transcription corepressor activity.
ACCUGGGAAAAAUUCAAAAAAUGUGGCAACAUCGCGUUUCGCGUUUGUUUUUACUUGUAAACCGUUGUAGACGAAGACUUGAUCGUAUCAUCGUAGUGAUUCAUUUGAUCUAUUGUAUCCUUUUGGCUUUGAGUACCCUCCAUUUUAUCCAGCGGCGCUACGAAUUUGAGGAAGCUGAAAAAUGGGCAAAGGAUUCAAUAACUACAUGUGCAAGAAGUUCUUUCACCCUGGAUCUCGAGAUAACUUGAAAAGGGUCUGGAUGGCUCAACAAAAGACGGAUGCAGAGAAGAAAAAGCAGGAAGAGUUGAAAGCUCAGUAUGAAAAAGAACAAGAUUUAUACGUCAACAAAUCACUUGUCAGCAAGGAAAGCAAGGAGAAGCUGAGUGUCAAUUUUCUGUAUGAACCACCACCAGGAAUGAAGAAAGAAAGAGAAAAAGAAGAUGGGGAACCAGAAUUCAAGUUUGAGUGGCAGAGAAAAUAUAAUGCUCCACGUGAAGAUUAUUGUCGUGGUGAUGAGGACAUCAGGGACCAACCUUUUGGUAUUGCUGUCAGAAAUGUUCGUUGUAUCAAAUGUCACAAAUGGGGACACGUAAACACAGACAGGGAAUGCCCUUUGUUCAACAAGGCUAGAGAUGCCUUUGAUGAAGCCAUUGCAGCUGCUGAUCCUUCUGAGAAGUUGAUGAAUGAUAUGAAGGAAACUGGUUUGGCUAUGACCAAAAGUGCUAUUAGUACUUUAGAGCAAAUGGCGGUUCCAAUGCAGAAACAAUUAUCCAAGUCUGAGGAGGAGCCUGCAGCAGAAGAAUUGACAUUUCUGAAAACUUUAUCAACCAAAGAAAAGAAGAAACUACUUAAGAAGCUGGAAAAACUGGAAGACAAGGAAAAAGGGAAAAAGAAGAAGAAGAAGAGAAAGAAUGAAAAGAGAGAAAAUAGAAGUCCACCUCCAUUGACAGCAUCUUCUUCACGGGUUCUAAAACUAAGAAGCAGAAGUCCACUUCCAUUGACAGCAUCUUCGUCGCGGAAUGAGAGACGCCGAAGUAGAAGUCCGUCUCGGUUGACAGCAUCUUCCUCCAGGGAGGAUGGCAAAGGUUACAGAAAAGUCCAUCAAAGCGAUGGCAGCCGUAGUCCCAAACGGCCUCGUAGCCGUGAUAGACGAUCGCGAUCCAGAGAAAAAGAACAUCGAGAAAAGAGAAGACACGAAGAAUCUGACGAAAGAAUGAAGAGGAAAAAAUACAGAGACUAAAUUUUUUCAGUUGCAGUUCGCUGUAUUUUUUAAACUUUUGGAAUUGAUUGUAUUCCGAUCUAAUAAAGAUUAAACAACCUCA